Molecule: messenger RNA, 726 nt
Organism: Rhagoletis pomonella (apple maggot)
Lineage: Eukaryota; Metazoa; Arthropoda; Insecta; Diptera; Tephritidae
Exons: 2
Source: RefSeq, a predicted model, not a curated record
AUGUUUGGAUUUAAAAUGAAAGCGGAGAUUAACAGCGCACUGCUUGACAUACUAAACAGCGAACUCAUCAAUGCAUUUGACGAAGAACGACAAAACUUACGUCGUGAUGUAAAAGAGCAAAUAUUCAAAGCGCAGGAACAACAUAAGAGUAACUACGACAAACGACGGAAGGCCGCGCCUAUUUACAAGAUCAACGACAUUGUAGCAAUCAAACGUACGCAGUUUGUCGCUGGAAAGAAGCUGGCGAGUGAAUAUCUUGGCCCCUACGUUAUCACCAAGGUCAAACGAAACGACCGGUACGAAGUCAAAAAAUCAGAAAACUGUGAAGGACCGAAGCAAACGUCAACAUCCGCUGACAAUAUAAAGCUAUGGCGUUUUGUUUGUAAUUCUGAAGAGUUGUCAUCUGGGUCAGAUGACGAGGAGCAGAAUGGCCGAAUAGAGCCCCUGAAAUCCCCAGGCAGCUCGUACGACAUAGCGCUGAGUCGUUUAUUGUCCAUCGAAACCAAGCUACGCCGCAACAACAAUUUGAAAGCAGAUUACGAUGCUUUCAUGAAGGCGUACAUUGAGCUCCAGCAUAUGGUACUCAUAUCAGUUCCAAGCGGAACAGAAAAUUAUAUACCACACCAUCCCAUGUUAAAGUUAGACAGCAGCACGACUAUACUUCGUGUCGUGUUUGAUGCUUCGUGUCGCACCUCAACUGGCAAAUCGCUCAACGAUAUCCUUCGG